Drosophila novamexicana is the source of this 2945-nucleotide messenger RNA. RefSeq names its product protocadherin beta-12 (gene Cad96Cb). NCBI's taxonomy places the organism in Eukaryota, Metazoa, Arthropoda, Insecta, Diptera, Drosophilidae. Gene Ontology annotation, cellular component: catenin complex; plasma membrane. Gene Ontology annotation, biological process: homophilic cell-cell adhesion. The record is from RefSeq and is a predicted model, not a curated record. The transcript has 5 exons. Gene Ontology annotation, molecular function: cadherin binding; calcium ion binding. Bases 332 to 2743 code for a protein of 803 amino acids.
CGUGUGAAAACGAACAGAAAUCAAAGCAAAUAAACAAUGUAAUGUGAACGUGAAUGUAGGAUAUGCGAAAAAGGGUAAUAACAACAACUAUUACGUACAUACAUAUAAAUAGAAAAAGCCAGCAAAAGUGUGAAGUUUACAACAUAAUUACAAUAAAAUAUAUGCAAUAUAAAGUCCCUCGAAAUUGCCUGAAUUAUGCUCAAUUAUAAGCUGAGCCAAUUUAAGGAAAGACCCGUAUGAUCCCAGAAGUUUCGGUUAUGGUGCUUUAAGAUAUUCAAGUAUAUACAUAUACAAUUCGAUUUGAAAGUUCAGUACGAGACCAGCGCACAAAAUGUGGAUAAAACUUUAUUCCUUAUGCUAUACAAUUUGUGGAAUUUCUUGGAUUGCUUGUGCCGCAAAAGGAGCGAUACUCGACUCCAGAUGUUAUCUGGAGGGCGGCGGUUCGGCUGAGAGUUUUCUAGCUACUGAAGAUCUGGCGGUGGGCUCCAUAAUUGGUAAAUUGCGCAUAAAUGGCGAUCCCAACGCAGACACUGGUGACAUCAAUCUGUCGCUAAGAGAAAAGAAUGCUCCCGUGGAGAUUGUGGCGGGCACCAAAGAUUUGGCUUUAUCUGUAGAGCUAGACAAGGAGGGUCUAAAAGGACCCUCGUCGAUCUAUGUAAAUGUCAUAUGUAUACGAAGACGCUCAACGGAUCCGAGCUUCGUUGUUCCCGUCAAUGUUCGUGUAACGGACGUCAAUGAUAAUGCACCACAAUGGAUUGGCACACCCUACACGCUGACCCUAUCCGAGGUGACGGUGCCGGGCACACGCAUACUCCAGGGUGCCCGUGCCGAGGAUGCCGAUCAGCCGGGACCGUUCUCCACGGUGGAGUAUCAGGUUCUACCCGGUCCAUAUGCGGAGCUGGUGCAGUUUCUCAAUCCUCUCGAGGGUACACUGGUUUUGAAAAAGGCACUAGACUAUGAGCAGCUGCAAAAUUUCACAGUCAAGUUGCGUGCCCAGGAUCAGGGCACACCACCACGACAUUCGGAUACGCUGCUGCGCGUGGUCAUCACCGAUGCGGAUGAUCAGAAUCCGAAGUUUUUACGUGAAUCCUAUAGCGCUGAGCUGCCCGCAGAUGGUCGCGCCGGCGAGUUACGCAUGCGUCCCGAACCACUGAAAGCCAUCGAUCAGGACGAGGGCAUCUGUGCACCCAUUCAGUACAACAUUGUGCAAUCCCAGGACGCGAAAUACUUUCGCGUACAUCCGCACAACGGCAUCAUUACGCUGCUCGCACCCAUUGGUUAUGCAGAUCUUACGCACGGCGCCACUCUGGUGGUGAAGGCCACCCAGAUAGACAAUCCGGAUCGGUACGCCCUGACCACAGUGCAGCUAACCCGGCCGGGCACACACAGCGAUCUCAGCACACUCGCCUUUGUCCAGAAGCGUUUUGUGAUGCGCAUACGCGAGGACACGGCCGUGGGUAAUCGCAUCCUGGCACUGCCCACCAACAAGCCUGGGAAACAUCUGAAGUACACCAUUGCCGAUCCAAUCAAUUCGCAGUUCUUUAGCGUCGGCUCCCUGGGUGAACUGGUGCUAGCCAAGCCGUUGGACUAUGAAAAGAUGACCAAACACGAGUUCCAGGUCAUAGCCAGCGAUGGCCUGACCAACAGCACCUCCGCUGACGUCACGCUGGAAGUGAUUGAUGUCAACGACUGGGAACCGCGCUUCCGCGAGACACACUACGAGUUCAUGGUGCCCAAGAGCCAGUCGCUGCAGUCACGCACCGACUCCUUUGAGGGCGUACUAAUUGGCAAGGUGGAGGCGGCAGACGGAGAUCGCAAUGACAAGCUGGAGCUAUCGCUUCGUGGGCAGCAUGCGGGCCUCUUCGAGAUCGAUGCGACGGGCAAUAUUUAUAUGCGCCCGGAGCAACUGCAAAGUCUCAACGAGUCUACGGUGCAUCUGAUUGCCAUUGCCACGGAUUCGGGUGUACCGCCGAGAAGCACCUCCGUGCCUGUGAGCGUUACCAUGGAGGGACUUACCCUCGCCCACUCGGCCUGGAACAACAGCAUGCUGGGCAUGUUUGGAAUGAUUGUGGGCCUGUUUCUCUUGAUCAUCAUGGCACUCAGUUGCUAUAUUGUGCGCUCGAAGAAGCAGCGCAAAAGCAGCCCUGGCGGCCUGAGCCUGGGACGCAAUCGUGUACAUAGCCAAGCGCACAGUAGCGUCUCCUCGGCGAAUCUAGUGACGCACGAAAAGCUGGCGGGCAACGGCGCCGGCGCCAGCGUCACCAGCGGUGGUGUCUCCGUGCUGCAUAUGAAGCAUCCUAGCAGCAACAUCACUAUGGCAAAUCCAAUCAACAACGGGCUGCAUCAUGUGGCCAGCGGCGCCAGCAGCAGCAUGGCGCUCAGUAGUGCCAGCAACUUGUUGGAGCGGGAGCGCGAACGGGAGCGAGAGCGGCAAAGGGAAAGCUACGCGGCAACGGUGCGCAUCUUCUUGCCAGGCAUCGUAUCGCGCGCCUCUGCCAAUGGACAGCUCUAUGAGGAGGACGAAAUCGAGCACGACUCCCUCUCGCAGCAGGGCCAGCAGCAGCAGCAGCAACAGCAGACGACGCCGGAGAACAAUAAUCGCAAGACGAUGGCUGCUGUUGCAGGAGGCGUGACAACCAUCUCAACGACGGCCAAUGGCAGUGCAGCCGGAGCUGGUUCCAAUCUCAUGGCCGCAUCUGAUACGAUGGGCUCAUCUGAAAACAAUCUGACAGUCUACUUCUAGGACAGCUCAACGCUGUUCUCAAUAUUGUAAAUAUUGCUGGCCUAGCAGCUAAAUAUUAAUUUACUAGGUCUAAGUCUAAGUCGCGUUUAGGUUCUAGGCCCAAUGUAAAUGUAGUAGACCAAAUAUAGCAUUGUAAACAUCCAGCACUUGUAGUCUAAGCAAGCGAAUUCUACUGUACAAUUUUGCUUCCCACUUUUUACGA